AUGAGCAGUAGUGAUAUCGAGCUGAUCGAAGCUCAGGGCCGCAUUUGGAGCUACUCCUACAGCUUCAUCAUCAACAAGUGCUUGAAAUGUGCGAUCCAGCUGGGAAUACCCGACGUCAUCCACCGUCACUCCCCGGGGCCCACCUCCCUUCCGGCCCUCGCCUCCGCCCUCCACCUCCCGCCAUCCAAGCACGACGCCCUCCGCCGCCUCAUGCGACUCCUCGUCCACGCCGCCUUCUUCAAACUCCAAGAGGCCGAGGAUCACUACUACUACUCUCUCACCCCUGCCUCCGAGCUCCUCCUCCUCCCCGACGACCGGGCGGAGGCGGAAGUAUUGAAGGCACCGCCGGUCCAUCUGUUCCUCGGGACCGACCACGGCGACGACGAGCUCGGCAUCUGGAGGUCUUUGAGCGCAUGGUUCCGGCGCAGCGACGGGGCGGCCCCGGUGGAGGCUGUCCUGGGCAUGUCCUUCUGGGAUGCAAUGGCGAGGGAGCCGAGCUUGAUGCAGACAUUCUACGGCGCCAUGUCCGGUGACUCCAAGCUGGUGGCCAGAGUGCUGGUGUCCGACUGCUGCAAAGAGCUCUUCCGAGGAGUGGGGUCGCUGGUCGAUGUCGGCGGCGGCACCGGGACCAUGGCCGCCGCGAUUGCCAGGGCCUACCCUGACAUCAACUGCACCGUGUUUGAACUGCCGCAGGUUGUUCCCGACUCUCAGGAUCAGGAGGCCAUUAUUGGUCUUCCCAACUUGCAAUUUCUCGGAGGCAAUAUGUUCCAAGAAAACAUUCCUCACGGAGACGCGCUUCUCCUCAAGUGGGUUCUUCACAAUUGGGACGACGACAACUGCGUGAAGAUCUUGAAAAAAUGCAGGGAGGCGGUACUGCCGUCGCAUGGCAGCAACGCGAAAUCAGGAAAGGUGAUCUUGAUAGACAUGGUCGUUGGGAAUAAUCAACCCAAAGGCGGAGACUUCUCACAAGUGCAACUCUGCUCCGACUUGCUGAUGAUGUGCUUAUUAAAUGGCAAAGAGCGUACAGAAACCGAACUCAACAAUCUGCUCAUGGCUGCUGGCUUCAGUGGCUACAAAAUCGUGCGCGCAAUUGGCCCAAGAUCCAUCAUCGAAGCCUAUCCAUAA
Linum tenue is the source of this 1125-nucleotide messenger RNA. Lineage: Eukaryota; Viridiplantae; Streptophyta; Magnoliopsida; Malpighiales; Linaceae. The record is from the annotation of a GenBank genome assembly.